UAGAUGUCGACAUUCUGUAUUUCAGCGACUCAAAGACAAAUUUCAUCAGGCAGUGGAGCGCUGAUUUGGAGAAACGCAACGAAGGUGUAGUAUUCGACAUCAAGGCUGAGAAGGCUGCAGAUUAAGACUAGCACAAAGGGGGCCCUUAGAAUGGAGCGGAAGUAGAAUGUUAUGAAGAUAGUGAUCAUGAUCGAUGAUCAGGGCAUAUGCCAAUAAGAAGCAGGUCCAUCAGACAGUGCUGCCUACGAAGAAUCUACGUAACUUGCGCUCUUGUAGAUCGUCUUUCCAUGGAUCGCUCCUUCCCACCAGAUGAAACGAGAUGUACUGAUUGAACGAAAUCGACCACAGUCGAGUGGUGUAGAGUAGGUCUGAACAAGAGUCGUGAGGGACUGUAAAGAUGGCGCUUUCGGUAGCGCCCCUUGGCGUCGUAGCUCCCUCGAGGCUUCAGGAGCUCAUCAACAUCGUCGCCACAAUGACACAUCACCAUAACCUACCGACCUUUCUGCAACACAGCAACAACGAGAGGAUGAAGCGCGACAUGCGAUAUGCGGCACGUUGCCAGGCCGACACUGACUCAGACCUCGCAUUCGCGUUGCUGAAGGAGAUGCGAGGAGGUUGGCGGCUUUGGUCUAGAACGAUCAACUGGCCGUGAAGCAGUCGCAUCCUGAUCUGAAGGUCAAUCAUGAAUCUGAUUGUAGAUCACAGUGCUGCAAAACCGUAAGAGAUGGACUGUCAAAAAGAAUUG
Messenger RNA from Macroventuria anomochaeta, 745 nucleotides. RefSeq lists its product as uncharacterized. Bases 398 to 652 code for a protein of 84 amino acids. NCBI's taxonomy places the organism in Eukaryota, Fungi, Ascomycota, Dothideomycetes, Pleosporales, Didymellaceae. The transcript has a single exon. The record is from RefSeq and is a predicted model, not a curated record.